AUGUUGAGACGGCCCGGAGCUAUGGCGAGCCAAACCAACGGUACCGUAGUCAAAGACGGCCAAGCUGCCCAACCAGCUUUCGACAAGCAGAAGCUUCUCUUGUCCGCGGACGCAGGCCGAUUUUCCUCAUCCGAGCUCUGCAUCUCGCUGAUGCCAUCACUCUACUCAAUGGUCUCUGUGGCUCUUAUAUAUCUUGCCCUCAUCUUCCUUCCCUUUGGCCUCUUCUUCGACUUCAUGGACGGCCGCGUUGCUCGGUGGCGGAAAAAGUCGAGCAUGAUGGGCCAGGAACUCGACUCCCUUGCUGAUCUGAUCUCCUUCGGCGUUGCCCCUGCCGCGAUAGCUACUGCUCUCGGCCUCCGCACUAAGCUUGACUCCUGUGAUGCAUCGGGCAAGAGUCACUACUUUGAAGGCACCCCGAUUCCCACCACCCUUGGCAUCGAUGCCAUUAUGGCCUGGUGGGUGUCCAACGAUUGGAUCCUUGAAAACAUCCCCUUUGGCGUUUGGGCUAAAGGCACCCCUCUCGAGAUCCACCCCGUCGUCCUCCUCUUUGUCGUUCACGGGUGCUUGAUGACUAGCCGGACAAUUCACAUUCCUAAGCCUUAA
Molecule: messenger RNA, 603 nt
Organism: Parascedosporium putredinis
Lineage: Eukaryota; Fungi; Ascomycota; Sordariomycetes; Microascales; Microascaceae
Source: the annotation of a GenBank genome assembly